AAGACAGAUUGUCUGUCUGGUUUUAAUGAACACAACGAAAAUGCUGUCUACACUUCAUACCUUUAUCACAGUCUCUCUGUUGGCAUUGUGUGAUGGUGUCAUGGAGACGGUGGUUGGUGUUAAAGGUAGGACGGUAUCUCUGACCUGCAGGUAUGACGCUGCUACCCUGGGUCUGACAGCGGUGUGCUGGGGGAGAGGAGCACAGCCAUCUCUCUUCGGCUGUGAGAACACCGUCAUCGCCACUAAUGGAGUAGAGGUGACCUACAGGAGGUCCUACAGACACAGGUUACCGGGGAAUCUUCAGAGUGGAGAAGUCACUCUCAUUAUCUACAAUGUCAGAGAGGAAGACUCUGGGUUCUACCACUGCCGCGUGGCACUAACAGGAGCGUUCAACGACUUGAUGAACACCCUUCAUUUAAUCGUUCGACAAGAGAAAUCGACGUUGUUUACUCCUGUCAUCCCAACUGUCAUCCCAACUGUCAUCCCAACUGUCAUCCCAACUGCACCAGCACACCUACUGCCCAUCACAGACACACCUGGUUCCUCUGUUAUACCGGAAAAGAGCAGACAAGGUGAGCAAGGUCCUGAUAUCCUUCAUGACUGCACUACAGGCCCCAUAAUAGGUAUUGUCAAGAGAAUUAAGCAGAAAAUGGCAUCUCCUUCUCUGGAAAGCUACAUAGGAAACACAGUCCGAGUGGGAGCAAUCGUCUUCAUCCCUGGUCUGAUCUUAGCAGUUCUUCUUAGUCUGAGGCGGUCCAGAAAUAGCAGAGCCAGAGGAGAACCUGCCAGUUCCCCCAGUGUCAGCAGCAGGAAACCUAGAGUGGAAAUACCCCUCAGUCACCAUGAUGCAGAUGCCUGGAUCUAUGAUGCUUCUACAGACGUAUAGAGUCAUCAAAAUAUAUGAUCCUGUAUACUAUUUCACUCAAUAAUGUAUUAGAUGUUGAGAGAACUAAACACAAUUUAGCGUAGGUAUACUCAGUUCUUCGGUUUUUCAACAGGUUGUGUGCUACUAAUGCUGCGUUUUUUGUCUUGCUCAUUCAGAUGGUGAGUGGGCAAGACAAAAAACUCAGUAUUAGUAGCACACAACCUGUUGAAAAACUGAAGAACUGAGUACAUAAUCCAUGUCUCAGUUGUCUCAAGGCUUAAACAUUCUUCUUUAACCUGUCUCCUCCCCUUCAUCUACACUGAUUGAAGUGGAUUUAUUUUUAUUUUUUUUAUACUCAGUGUAUGUUAUCUAGCUAUGUUUUCUUGUGAUGAGGUGUAAAUGAAAAGAUGAAUAAAUACCA
Messenger RNA from Coregonus clupeaformis (lake whitefish), 1286 nucleotides. RefSeq names its product hepatitis A virus cellular receptor 1 homolog. The record is from RefSeq and is a predicted model, not a curated record. The coding region runs from base 26 to 886 and encodes 286 amino acids. The transcript has 6 exons. NCBI's taxonomy places the organism in Eukaryota, Metazoa, Chordata, Actinopteri, Salmoniformes, Salmonidae.